This is a messenger RNA of Cladocopium goreaui, 10470 nucleotides long. The record is from the annotation of a GenBank genome assembly. Lineage: Eukaryota; Dinophyceae; Suessiales; Symbiodiniaceae.
AUGGUUGUGGGUGCCUUCAAGAUCCUCUUGGCCUUGAUCUUCAUCCUGCACUAUUACUCCCUCCAGCAGAAGGUUUCUGAGGAGGUCGAGAGCAACAGCCAGGCGGCGUUGGUACCUACAUCGUACUGGGCUGGUGACCUUGUCGGAGCGGGGUCUCCGGCAUAUCCACCGCAUUCUGUCUCAGCAUCAUUCGCGAGAUCCUCGUCUUCUACGAGCUAUCCGCGCAGCCAUGACGGCGCUGCCCUGGUAUUGCCCGUGCGGAAGGAAGAACAGGAAGAAUGCCUGGAAUUGUCCGGACUGCAGGACAUCGUAGUCUUACGGUACUCCUGCAGUGGACCAGCAAGCUCCGACCUCACCAAGGAGGCAUCAGCAGGGUCAGACACAGGCCUACUCUCAGGCUUGGCAGUGGCCCCAGGUCAAGGCAAUCGACGCAAGUCACGGCGUGGGAAAAAGGCGCAAAAGCAAGGACAGGACCAGUACCCUGCCCAAUCUGGUGCUGCUCAACCACCUUUGCCGCCGCCUCCAAUUCCACCGUUGACAGCUACUUCGUUGCCGGCUCCAACCAUGCAGAUGCCAGCGACGGUCAUUGCCAAUGCACCAGUCGCACCGGUCCUUCCUGCCCCUUCGGAAGACUCCAUCAAAUUGCGUGCCUUGACACAGAAACUCAAGAAGCACCAGGACAGAGGGAUGGAGAUACCGGACGAUGUUCAAGAGGAUCUCAAGGAGGUCUGUGUUACAGAAGCCAAGGCCAAUCGCAAGACGAUGCACAUGGCGGUGAACGCUAUGGACGAUGCUCGACAGGUCUACGACGAUGCAGUCGCUGCACGUGCCAUGCUUCACUCCCAGUGGAAAAACUUUCUGGCCGAAAGCUUGAAGAUGUGGCAGGGGCAUACUGCAAAUUUUCAAUCACAGGAGGCCCUGCUGACAGAACGUAUACAGCAAGCAAAAGAUGCCUUUGUGCAAGCCAGGGACACCAUGAAUGCAGCCAAGAUAGAUGCGGCCAACAUGGUGCCCGUGGAUGCCAAGUCGGCGCAGUCCAUCUCCGACGACGAAGAGUGCAAGGACUUGAAAGACGUCCCGAUGGCUGCAGCCGAAAGAAUUGCGUCAGGCCUUACCAGCCUUGUGGAGACCAUGUCCGCCCUCCAUCAUCAGACCGAAGAGUUGGUGCAGGAGGAACAGCGGACAAAGCGUCCACGAGUCGCACCCGCUCCUGCGGUCGAAGCACCUGCAGGUGAUUGGCAUCCACUGGUCCGCAAAUGGACCCAUUCCAUCAUUGCCGAGCCAGAUUUUGUCAGUGAAUGGUCGGCUAUUGAUUCUGCAGCAGCCCUGGCGUUUGAGUUUGGUCACUCCCUGCGGCCUUCUCUACGACAACAUCAACUCGCUCCAAGUGCUCCUCCUUCUGUUGCAAAGACCAAGAAGGUGAGGUUUCGUCCGCUGAUUGAAGUCUGCAUUGGGGAUUUGCAGCUCUUGGCGGUGCCGCAUCUUGCAUUGAGGUGUUGGCCAUGUAAGCCUUGGGACCUUGUUGAUGAUUGGACAGAUCAACCUUAUGAAAUCCGUCGGAAAUUUCGGCCGCCUUGUCACCCUCCAUCAUGGCACUCGAUGUUUGGGCUCCAUGUGCCCUUUGCCCGCAGUGGUGCAGGCGAGCCGCCUUUUCUUCAGCUUCGAAUCAUGGAUGAGUACGCGAACUUGCCGCACAUCCCUGAUGAUGAUGGUGAAGCCGGAGGUCCUGCUCAUGGACCAUUUGGACAUCAGCCAGGCCAUCUUCCGGACUUCACCGACAAUAUGCUAGCACAAAUGGAUCCAGCACUGGCAACACCAGCCAAUUUUGCUCAGGGUGCUGUGCUUAUUCGUACAUGGUACAUUCAUCAUGAGACGCACCAGCAUUGUGCCAUUCCGCGUAUGGUCCACCUUGGCGGUGAUCGUGCUGAUUGGAUCCAACAGAUUGUCAAUGUUUGGGCAGACAUCAUUGACGUUGACAUUCCCAAGGCCUUCACUCUGCCUACGCCAAUGCCAUAUCGUGGCCAUGCGGACCAGUUUGUUGCCCUUGACGUGAUCGUGUCGCAAGGCUUGCAUCACCCCAGAUUUUCAGGCCUGGUUUCAGUGCACUUUCUGGAUGAUUUGGAUGGUCAGCGAACCUUCAUCAUUGCAGCCUCCUUUGCGACAUGGGUUAGUGGAUAUCAUAUUGUUGAUGCGGCAGAUGUACAUCAUUAUUGUGCGCCUGUGACUGGCAGAGCAUGCAACAUUUUUCAUGGUUGGGAGGCCAUUUCUGUUGAUGCUGAUCCCCAACAUCGCAUGCGACCUGGCAAUUCCUUCAUGAUCCAGGUCCCACACGAACCUCACAUUCACGUUGGCAACUCUGAAGCUGCAGCGAGCACGCUGGAAGAUGUGCAAACGUUUGGAUUACCAACUGGCCCUACGGAAGAUCACUUUGACCCUGGUCCAACACAUGAAGGCUCUGAUGAUGGCGGAGGUGAGAGUCCAAGUGGCGAGUCCCCCCCUGAUCCUCAUGGACACAACAUCGAGGCUCAUGGACCUCUGUUCAACUGCCACUUUUAUCGGCUGCGACAUGCUCCACUGCAUAUCUUCUUGAACAAUGCGGCGGGUGUGCCUAUGCUUCGAGAACUAGCUCGACAUCUUGGCAUUGUUCCGGCUAGCCUUCUCCAAGCGCACCUGGUCCAAGCUCAGAUGGUUGGAGAUCAAAUUGCUGACUUCUCUUUCGUGCUCCAAUCCAUCACGGACUUGCCAGCGGCGUCAUCCGAUGCGCUUGUAAUCUUGGACGUGGAGGUGCAUUUUGCUCGCAACCCAGGUGGGCUCCAACCGCUGCCAGCUGCUGCGCGUCGUGUUGUUCGGGUGCCCCUCCAUGUGACCAGAGAAGAUGUCCUUGGUUUUGCAGGCGUUCAACAAUACUGUCGUCUUCAGCAUGAUCGUUGUCUUGUGCAACACAAUGGACGCGGAUGGCCCAUUCUACGACCUGGACCCAUUCGAAUGCAGCAUGGGGCUUAUUUGAGAGUGAUUGUGCCUCCUCCGCUUGAUGAGACCAACACUUUGCACUCCAUCAGGAUAGCACAAGCUCUACCUUCAGACGCUCCGGUAGCUGCACCUGCUGCAGGACCUUGCCCGGCACCGGGGCUUGAAGUUGAUGCUCCAGCCCCUUCUCCAGCUCCACCGGCGCCUGUCCUGUCGGCACAGCCACAACCUGAUGAGGCCGUAUGGUUUCGUGAUUUAGAUGACUACUUCCGUGACCAUGCGCUGAUUGAGUUUGAGGAGGAAGGGCCUGUACUUUACGUUUGGACCUGGUUUAUUAAUCAUGAGUCGUAUCAACAGUGCCCUGCAGCAAAAAUUGUGCGUUUGGAUGAGCUGCGCAAUCUGUGGUUGCAAGAUCUCUAUGAGCCGUGGCAGCAGUGGUUGCAGCCGCAAGCCACCACGCACAUUGCGAUCGUCCAUGGACAACCUCCACAUGAUUCCUUUCGAAUUGACACGAUCCAUAUCAUGAUUGAGCAGCACCCCAGUGAAGCACGCACGGCCGCGGUCCUAUCAGCGCUCUUUCAUGGACCUCGAGAUGAUCGUCUUCUGCAAUGUGGUCGGUCGAUCCCGAGAUGGGUUUGCACGGAAGAUAUUAUUGACAUCUUGGAGAUCAACCAUGUGUGUGAAGCCCAUGUUUGCCGGGCCCAGAUUGGCAGCAUUCCCAUGCAACAGUUCAUUCGGCAUGAUCUACCCACAGCUCGGAGCAUUGAGCUCCAUGUGCGUGCUCCACGCUGUGAGGGACAUGAAGGUGCUUCCAGUUCUGCAGACUCUUUUGUGCCACGAAAUAUUAUGCCUGCGACAGCCAAUUCACUUAUGCAGAUUACCCGGCGCUGGGCCAGAGCUCGAAGUGCAGCUGCUGUACCCUCUGAGGAACCUGGUGACCGUGUAGCAGAGCAACACCUUGCCUGUUCGUCUGCGCAACUUGAAAAUCAACCGGCGCCGCAAGCGCUUCUGCAGGAUGCUGGCCCCAUUCCCUUACCGUGGCCCACGCAAUGGCGAACCUUGCAGCAACUGUGGGACUUCUUCUUUGGCACCCACGCCGUGCACUUUCCGGAUGGGAUCUCAGUUGAAGUGUGGUAUUCUGAUCACUUGAGGCGCCCUUGGUCUGAGGAGGGACGAGUUGUGCAGCUUUCACCAAACUUGGUGACAUGGGUGGCCGCUAUUCAACAGGUCUGGCAUGAUUGGUUUGUCCCCGAGGUUGACUUCCAGAUUCAUGUUGUCACACCCAGUCCAGUUGGACAUGAUCACCCUGUGCAAGCUCACGUUGUGUUGCUGCAACAACCGCAACCAGAUCGAUUCUCCUGCCUGCUCACGGUGAUGGACAAGUACUCUGAUCCUUGGUUUCCUUCCAAUAUCUGUGUAGUGCUUCCUCAUGCCAUCGAUCAUUGGACGCUAUUGCGUGAAGCAGUUGCUGAGUUUCAGUGCCCACCAAUUGACCCUACUUCCAUUUGCAAGUCGUGGUUUGGACAGGUUGAGCUCACAGCUGGCAAUCUUUUUCCAGUACACCACGCCAUGUGCUUCACAGUCGUGGUUGAGCAAGCUGAUUCACUUCCUGCUGUUCCAGAAGUACUUGUCGAAGAGGAGGUUGGGGACAUCGUUGAGCUUCUUCAAAAACGUGCCAAACUCCAAUCCUCUACAAGCGCGACUUCCACGUGGCCGGCUUCUCAUCAAUGGAAUGGAGACAAAGUUGAACCGUUUGAUGCGGUCAUCACUUCCCAAUUUGAGAAGCUACAACUGGUCAUUACUGCCCUGUGGGAGCACUUAGUAGAUGGCCAGCGGGAACAACCAGACAUUGCUGUUCAAGCAACGGUGAACUCACCUGUUGUGAUUUCGCUUGCUGCAUCGUUAGUUCCUGACGGUGAUCCAGAUCAACCCGUAUUUCGAGACGAAACCUCCGCGCUUGUUUGGCUUCAUGAUGACAAUUGGGCAGCGACAUGUACUCCCUCGGCGCCGCUUCCGUUUCUCCCCCUUCCUGAGGGCGUUCAGGUUCCGCUUGAGUCAUACUUUGCGAUUGAGAACGAGGAUGCAGUGCAGCCGCAUUCAGAUGCUCACUGGGAACUUUACGUUGAUGGCGCGACUUCUGCUACGGCAGCUGCAUGGAGUGUCGUCAUCGUUCAGGUCACGAAUGCUGGCACACGUUUCCACGGUCAAAUAUCAGGACCAGUUGUGAUUGGCUCGGAUUCUCCACUUUGGAUUGGUGCCACAUCCCUUGACAACAUCGCAGCUGAGUUUGAAGCUUUAGCGGUUGCCUUAAUGGUUGUGCAUUCACAGCAGCUACCGGGCAAGGUUUUGAUUCGCCCUGACCUACGGCUGAGCCGCACAGUGUCCUUGUUUGAAUGCUGUACCACCUCGAACCCGGUGCUUGCUACGUUGCUUCGUGCGUUCUCCACGUGGCUCGGGCCUCGACUUGAGAUUGCGGAGGUUCGAGGGCACCAAAAUCAUCCAUGGAAUGAGCUUGCUGAUCGGUUAGCUCGGUUUGCCCUCACCGCUGAUGUAGCGCCAAGCAUUGCCCUUGCGUUGGAACCUUUGCAUCGACUUGCUGUGGAGAAGUUUGACGCUCAGUGGUCUUGGAUGCAGACUUGCCCUACGUCGCUGCUCCAUGCCUUUCCUCCACUUUGUGAUGGCCAGGUGAUGCAGUUUCCUCAUUCAUUACGGCGUGCGGCCACUUCGGUGUCUUCUCCGCUAGGAUUACACUCUGAUGCUCCUGGCUCUGCGCUGAUUGACAUACAGAUGGCCACGGCGAAUGUCUUGGCGUUGGAUGUCCAGGAACCCACAAAAGAGUUUGGCCGCCGUGUUGGAGCUCGUACUCAGCGCCUAGAUGCACAAUGGCAUGCGAGAAAGAUCCAUUUAGUUGGGGUGCAAGAAGCCCGUACGCCAAAAGGGGUCUUUGAGUCCGAGCAUUACCAUAUUUGGUCCUCUGGUCAUGUUGGCCCGGCAGCCGCAAGAUUUGGGUGCGAACUUUGGUGUCAUCGCAGCCUCCCCUUCGCUACUACAGCUUCUGGUUGCAGUAUUGGCCUCAGCAGUUUUCAUACUGUCGUCACCCACGGUGACCCACGUCGAUUGAUGGUCAAGUUUGAGCACCCAGGCCUCUCCUUCGUUGUUGUGGUCCUGCACGCGCCUUGCUUGUCCAAAACGAAGGGCUCUGGACAUCGACCCAUUGAUGACAUUCAGACCUGGUGGACUGAGACAUCAACGCGCGUCUCCAAACACGUCGCUGAUGCAUUGGCUUGGUAUCUGGUUGACGCGAAUGCUCCAUUGGCUUCCACGGCGACCGACUUGUUCGGCAUGCAUCAUUCAGAACCCAUGAAUGCACAGGGCCAUGUUUUUGAGGAGUUUCUCCAUACACAUCAACUCAUGGUGCCAUCCACAUUUGAGGCGUUUCAUCGUGGGUCGUCAACUACAUGGACACAUUCCACAGGGAGCACUUUGCGACGUGACUAUAUCUUAGUGUCUCAAGCGGCUCGUUCCAUGGUGCGAUCGACCACGGUGCUCGUGGAUCAUGACUCAACCUUUGAGCAUGAGGAUCAUCUUCCUGUCAUGGCUCAUGUCGCUGGUGAGGUGACGUUGACCACCUCUUCGAAGAGCAAAAUUUACUGGGACAGAGAUCGGCUACGUGAUCCUGCUGUUGCCCAGGAGUUCCAAUCUGCCCUGGCGACACUCCCAUUGCCUACGUGGGAUGUCAAUGUUGAUGAGCACUGUCGGCUCUACGAGUCCAAUGUCUUGCAGCUUGCUCGACAGUUCUUCGAAGAACACCGCCCCAAGCGUCGUCGUCCUCAGCUUCGCCCUGCAACGCUUGCCAACAUCGCAUUCAAGCGUCAUGUUCUUGACUGCGGUCGCCGCUGGGGUUUGAUGCACGACGAGCUCUACAAGACUGAGCUCCGAGCCAUUGAGAAGAUGGUGAAAGCUCAAGUGUAUCAAGACCUACAGGUUCAUUAUGACCAAAUUCUCGUUGAACUUCAAGCAGCUGGUGAAAUUCAUGACCUCCGUGCGGUGCACACAAUCUUGGCUCGCCUUGGAUCCAGGAAACCAAAAAGGGCUACUGUGGUUCGUCCUCUCCCUGAACUGCGAAAGCCGGAUGGUGAUAUUGCCACCUCCUUUACAGAGCAGCAGCAAGUGUGGAUGAAACAGUUUGGCGAGAUUGAGGCAGGGACACAGAUGUCUUGGUCUGCGCUCCAACAAUUGGAUCGCCCAGGCCUAGGGCCUCCUCUUGAUGUCCAACAACAAGCACUAUUUCCAUCCCCUUGGAUCCUACAGAGCUUUUUGCGCAAGCUCAAACGUGGAAAGACACCUGGGCUGAAUCAGAUCCCCACUGAAGUGCUCAAAGUUGGCGCUGGUACACUUUGUGUGCAAUUGUGUGCGUUGACCGCAAAGGCAGUUGCUCACUGCAAGGAGCCACUGGAGUGGAAAGGUGGCCUGCUUGUACCACUGUCCAAAGGUAAAGCAGAUGCAGCAGAUCCAUUGGGUUAUCGAAGUAUCUUCAUCAGCAACUUUACGGCGAAGCUCUACCACAUGGCUCUGCGGGCGCACCUUGUGGAGAUCUGGGAACAGGGAAUUUCCUCGUUGCAGCUUGGAGGGCGACGCAAGCGCGGUGCCGACUUGGCCCACCACAUCCUUCAAGCGCAUGGACAUUGGGCUACUUGCACUCGCAAACCCUACGCCCAUUUAUUCUUCGAUAUCAGAUCAGCAUUCUACAGUGUCCUGCGGCAAGCUUUGUUUCCUGAUGAAGAGUACCCUUCCUCUUUGGUCGCUGCACUCCAUCGCCUUCGAGUGAGCAGCGCCGACAUUGAUCACAUGCUAGAGGUGACCAGCACGGAUGAUGCUACCGCAGGUGUUAGUGAUCAUUUUCGGCGGCUUUUGAAGGAUGCUUUGACCAAUACCCACUUCUUUAUCCGGGGGCUUGACGCUCCAUGCCGCACGCAUCGUGGGACCAGGCCAGGUGACCCUUUGGGAGAUCUCCUUUACAACAUGGUCAUGAGUCUGAUUUUGCGGGAUGCGCGCAACCUUAUUCACAAGGCCACUGGUGUGUUUUGGGCUGGGAGUCCACAGGCUUGUGCUGAUCUCCUGCAUCCCGAUGGAGUUCCUCCGGAAGCCAUCAUUGACCUUGCUUUUGUGGAUGACUGCGCGAUGGCCAUUCAUUCUUCUACGCUGCAUCGUGUCCAGGACAUCGUGAAGGCGGCCGUUGGGGCGAUGGACGCAGCAGCCAAAGGUCGUGGACUUCUUCUCAAUUUCGCUCCUGGCAAAACUGAGGUGAUUCUUCAUCUGGUUGGAAAGGGCUCGGCUGCUGCCAAGGUCCAAUUGCAGGAGUCUUCGCAGCGAUUGAUCUGGGAGCAAGACUCACAGCAAUUUCAGCUUCGGGUUGUCCACUGCUAUAAGCACCUUGGCACAUGGCUCCAGCAGGGGGCUAAGAGCUCCAAAGAAGUGGUGGCGCGCGGCACAGCUGCGAGACAGAGUUGGGGCGCCUUGCAUCGGUCGCUCUAUGCCAAAUCCUAUGUCUCCAUUAAGGCCAAGAUGACCGCGUUUGAAUCCUUGUCUAUGUCCAGGCUUAUGUACAACUGCCAUGUUUGGGCUCCGGUGACAGACACGAUGGUCCAUGCGUGGCAGAACUCCAUCAGGAAGCCGCUCGGAUUGUUUGCCCGAGGUCAUUCUUUUGGUGUCUCGCCUUUGCUGUUAGACGUGGAGACUUUGUGUGGCCUGUUGCACAUCCUGCCUCCCGCCGACCGUUUGCACAUGGCGCGGCUGCGCUAUCUGCGCAGGUUGGUUCAAGUUGCUCCCAAUGUGCUAUGGCAGCUCUUGAUGGAGACCAAGGACAAAGAGGACUCGUGGAUCAAUGCUUGUGAGCGCUCGUUCGACUGGUUUCGUCGUUUUUACUCGGACCACAUUGGAUUGCCUGCGGACAACAAUCUAGCCAGUUGGUUGCCAAUUGUCAGUCUUGACGCCAACUGGUUUGGACGCGUCAAGGCAGCCGGGGCUGCGCGUCGACGAUUUAGACAGGCCACAGCGGAAUCCGUCACCUGGCAAAAGCGCUUCGACACUGCCUUUACCGAAGCUGGUGGAGUUCUUCCUGCUCGACCUUUGCCGUGUGCUGAACGCUGGACGUGCGAUCAAUGCGACAAGUGGUUUGGUUCACGCAGGGCGCUCGCUACACAUUCAGCUCGAGUUCAUGGUUACCGUCGCCUGGUCAAGUUGUACGCAGUUGGCGAUACCUGCCAGGCUUGUUGCCGAUGUUACCACAACCGAAGCAGACUGGCUGAGCACCUACGUGAUGCGACUCUUUGUCUGGAGACACUGCAGCAUUGCUUUCCGCCGGUUGAUGAUGACCAUUUGGCACAGCUUGAUGCACAAGAACAGCAAGACAAUGCUCCUAUGAAAGCAGAUGGAUGGGGCGCUACGAAGGCAUUGCACCCUAUGCGGAAGUUGCUUGGGCCGCGUCUGCCUCCUCCUCAUUCCGCCGCUGCGCAUGAGAUGUUUCAGAAGUACAUGCAACGUUCUUCUGGUGCCAGUGAGGCUGCCACACUUCUUCAAGGGCGUCGAGAUGGUCCUGUUUCUGAUUCACCGCAGGUCCAGGUGUUUGCAGAGGACUUCCCGGCCUUUGUCAUGAACGUGCCGGCGGGUUUCCCAGAAGGCGAUGGACGUUAUGACCUUGGAGGCCUUGAGCUUCAUGUCAUUUCGGUUGACUUAUGUCUUCAAAAGGAACAAGGCAAUUUGGUCACACCUGCCGCCCAUGGAUUUUGGCAACACCAAAUUGCCAAAGGGCAGGUGAUAGGUGCUGGCGGCGGUCCACCUUGUGAAACGUUCACUGCUGCUCGUUUUCAAGAAGGUGGUCCUCGAGUUUUGCGGAGCGCGUCCUUUCCUGAUGGCCUUCCUGCGCUACGUUUUCGAGAAUGGCAGCAGGUGAUUGUGGGCACCCGGCUCUUCCUGUUCUUGAUGGACCAGCUGCUGCUAUUGGCUAAGUGUGGAGGCUGCGGCUUUUGCGAGCAUCCUCAGUUCCCUACGUGGCUUCGAUCGAAGGAGCCAGCGAGCAUUUGGGCUCACCCGGCGAUCCGAUCGUUGCGCCUUUUGGCUUGCUGCGGAGUGACCUCCUUCGACCAGUGCGUCUUUGGUGCAGCAGCGGUCAAGCCCACCUCGAUCCUUCACCUGAGGCUGCCGCGGUUUCGUAGGAUCGUUUUUGCUCAGGGCCGAUGUGGACGGUGCCCGCAUGGCGCUCAUGCCCAUGCUCAAUUAAAAGGGUUUGAGGAAGAUGGGACCACCUUCCGAACAGCCCGUUGCAAGAUUUAUCCUGAAGGGCUGAACAGAGCCUUGGCUGAUGCGAUUUUGACCCAGGCUGCGAAGGUGUAUGCUGGUGUCCGCGUUUCAGCAGGGCUGCCCCAGGAGCUUGAGCCUUUCAAUCAUGUGGAUUUUGUUGGGUGUGAUAUCGUCCAACCGGACCUUUAUCGACCCGUUGUGUAG